AUGACGUCAACGCCGCCGGCGGAUCAUCCACAACAACCGUUGAGUGAGAGCUGGGCAACCCUGAGUGCGUCGGAUGCACACUCCGAGGAUGGGGCUCCUUCCGAACAGACGGAUACCGGGUCUUUGAUUGACCCAAGCGUGCCAGACGAUGUGGCAAGCCUUGACGAGAGAUACAGCAGUAGCGAUGACAUAGAUGCGCACUCCGAGGAUUGUCCAGAUAACGAAAGCUAUGACUCCGACAAUAGGAGUGAUAUAUCCGAGUCUCAGGACCUGCGUCUCAGGUUUCCCCAAAUAGGAUGCUCCAUUGAUGACAGUAAUCUCACCACUAAAACUGCUCUUUACAAAGCCACCGAUUCAAUUCAGUUCAUCGAACCCGACAAAUGGCCUGAUGGUGAAAGGGUGCAGCUGAAGCAUACGAUUCGGUUGAUCGAUGGGCCUGAAUCUGCGGAACUGGGAGAUAAUCUUACCAAUCUGCAAGACUCAACCUUGAUGGUUACUCUUCAACAAACGAUAAUGAAGAAGAGCAUCAACACCGAUAGGCCAUUCAGAGUGCUAUACCUUGGAAACUCUGAGUUUCGUGGCAUUAUCCUUGACAAACUGGGCGAUGUCCUAGUUUCGAGUACUUCCCGCGACUAUGAGAGCAGCUCAGCAGAGUCAUCGAGAUACCACGUGGUUCCCACUUCGUUCGGCGCAGGCGCUUUUCCUAACUUCGCAGAGCUUCUCCCGAUUCAUUUUCAGCUGAUUGUGGACGAGUGUCUUGAGGCCACUUCCGAAUCUCACAUUGACAGACCUAGAGCAAUUAACUUGAAAUUAAAGAACCGACCUGCAUGUACGUCCCACUGGACAGGAACCGAAUACGGCAUAUCAUCAUCCACUGAAUGGACACUGCCGGAUAUGGCCAUCUUUUUCCUGUCCUCGCUGGAUGAUCUUGCCGCUGUGGAAACUCAGAAGCUGGCGCGUAUGUUCAUGGAGCGGCACGGCGUACCGGUAAUGGUUAUCUCAGAGAAACCACUGUGGAAAAUGUCCCGGGAAUUGGUUCCGAUCAAUCACCAUAGUCUUCACAUGUGCUUAGAGUCCCGCAAAUCGUCCACAGGGAAAACCACAGUCUUAAAGCGGUAUCCCAUUGACCUGAACACUUUUGAAAGCAUCGCGCCAUGUCAACUAAACAAAAACCUGGCUUCAUUAACAAGCAUUUGCCCCAGGAAACAUUUCAAGUCAAACGCAGAGGUUCGCGACAACGUGCGAAAGAUAUCGCAGUUCGGCCUCAAGAAUAUCACUCGGAAGAUGUUUCCUUUACCAUACUUGAACAACGAUACUGACUUAGCAUUCGUGCUGCGUCUCAUCAUGCUUACCAUCUUAUCCACUGCAACCCUAGCUCUCGGUUAUAUAGCAACGAACGCCAUCGCAGUCUUGGUCUCAAGCUUCGUCACGCGGGCUCAAGAAAGCCCCAUCGUCGAUUCCUUCGGCGACGCGCGACGUUCAAGUUUUAGGACAACAACCCAACAGCUUAUCCCAACUUCAGCAUUUGAUGGGUGGAGCUCUGUCAAGCACUGCAACGUCAGGUCAUUAGGCGCAAAGAAAAUGCCAAAGUUCAACGUCCAGGUUGAUAGACGUGGCCAGCCACUUCAAUAUGAGCUCUCCCGGCUGUUUGAAGUGAAGCAAAUGGUCUUGGUGGAUUUGGGAACACCAUGGCUGAAAAUCGCGAAUUGGAAGCGUGCCGCCCAAAGUAUCACAUCCGAACUUGUUCGAGACGUCGGUACCGCACAGACGGGAUUAUCAGAAGUUUACGGUCGAAUCUCCACUGAACUUCAAGUACUUGCUGGAGAUGUGGUGAAACGGACACAUCUUCUUCGACAAAAAGCAAGCCUGCUCCGACGGGAAUCCCUUCCAGUAUCAAUCAACACUGAGGUUGUCCUAUCUGCUUCUACUCAGCUUUCUGAAACUCUUCGACGAACUGCUAUGCAGCCCUUUCUAUCCGCCUCUCAUGUGCUACGAUGUCACACAAAAAAGGCGAACAUUGAGGCUGGACAAAUCAUGAGCACCACAUGGAACAAAAUUGGCGCUGGCGCACAACAACUGAGCUUUGGGGCUAUUAAGGAGCACAUCCAAAACGCGCGAAAGUCGAAAACCCUGGACAAGGCUCACAAGAGGGCUCGACGUUUGAUGAAACGCACUUCAUAG
Messenger RNA from Aspergillus nidulans FGSC A4, 2181 nucleotides. RefSeq lists its product as uncharacterized. Lineage: Eukaryota; Fungi; Ascomycota; Eurotiomycetes; Eurotiales; Aspergillaceae. The record is from RefSeq and is a predicted model, not a curated record. Bases 1 to 2181 code for a protein of 726 amino acids. The transcript is spliced from 4 exons.